Molecule: messenger RNA, 2091 nt
Organism: Trachemys scripta elegans
Lineage: Eukaryota; Metazoa; Chordata; Testudines; Emydidae
Gene: LPAR5
Product: lysophosphatidic acid receptor 5
Exons: 3
Coding region: 453-1574 (373 amino acids)
Biological process (GO): G protein-coupled receptor signaling pathway; behavioral response to pain
Cellular component (GO): membrane
Molecular function (GO): G protein-coupled receptor activity
Source: RefSeq, a predicted model, not a curated record
AUUUCCUCCCCAUUUGUCACUCUCAUCUACAGCAGCUGGGAAAAUCCAUGGACAGUUUUGAUUGCUUAAUUGAAGUCUUCACAGUGGAUGUGGUCAUCAGGACAAGGGCAUUCACCUGCUUCCAGCUCUGCUCGGAGAAAGGAACUGUUGUCAUUCCACAUCUGGCAAGAACCCGGCAUUGCAUCCACAUCACCACAACUGCUGGAAAGAAUCUGUGAAAUGUAACCAGUGAUUGACCUCCAAACCACCGAUACCAGGAGGAGACCCAUUGAAGAGCUGGUGACGGAAUCUGCAGAGAGAGAGACACCCAUCCACUUCCGAGGGGCGGCAGGGAAUGACCUGACUCCUGCUCCCCUGAGGGUAAUGAUCUUCCUCCAUGCCUCUUGUUGUGCCCCAUUUGCCUAUCAGUGGCCUGAACUACAUCACUGAGAUCUCUACAGGUUCUGUUGAGCAUGUCAAAUGCCAGCAUCUCUCAAAGUCUGGACCAAUGCAAAGAUUACAGCUCCAACCACCGGCUGCACCUGGUUGGGUACAGCUUGAUCUUUGUGGCAGGUUUGAUGCUCAAUGCUAUGGCACUCUGGGUCUUCCUUCGCUACCUGCACCUCAAGUCUGUGGUGAGCAUCUAUAUGUUCAACCUAGCAGUAAGCGACCUGCUCUUCACACUCUCGCUGCCACUACGGCUCUAUUACUACUCCAGCCAGCACUGGCCCUUUGGCAAUUUCCUUUGCCAGGUGUCUGGCUCCCUCUUCCAGAUCAACAUGUAUGGCAGCUGCCUCUUCCUCAUGUGCAUCAAUCUGGAUCGCUAUGUUGCCAUUGUCCACCCACUCCGCUGGCGCCACCUUCGGCGGCCCAAGUUGGCCCGGCUGCUCUGCCUGGUGGUGUGGGUGCUUAUCCUGGUGGGCUCUGUUCCGGCUGCUGGUGUACACAGGUCAAGUUCCUGCAUCAAAGGGAACCAGACCAUCGCUCUGUGUUUUGAAAGCUUCAGUGAUGGCCUGUGGCAGAAGGGCAUCUUCCCACUGGUCAUCCUGGCUGAAAUCCUGGGCUUCCUCUUGCCACUGACCUCUGUGACGUACUGCUCAAUUAGAAUCUUCCAGAAGCUAUGCCAGGCCAGCGAGACACAGAGCCUGCGCCAGCAGAAGACUAUCCGCCUGCUCGUGGUGAAUUUGGUGAUCUUCAUCAUCUGCUUCGUGCCCUACAACACAACUCUGGCAGCCUACGGGAUGAUAAAGGCCCACGUGAUCCAGGCUGAACCGCCAGUUCGGGACUCUGUGCGCCAGGUGCUUAUUGUCACAGUGCUGUUGGCCAGCAUGAACUGCUCUCUGGACCCCCUAAUUUACUACUUUAGCACUGAAGGUUUCCGUAACACCUUCAAGAAGCUCCGGCGGGGCCAAGCAUGGGACUCCGACACAGGGAUGGCCAAGACUCAGGUCACAAAGACAAAACUCUAUAGCACACGCUCCAGUCUAGAAGCAAAGCAGUACCCAGUCAAAAACUUCAUUCUCCCCAAUGAGGACUUGCCACUGGCUCCUAUCAAAAUAUUUUUGAAUGGCCCAAUUGAGGACUCUGAAAUAUAAUCCUGGAAGUCACAGGGUUGCUGAGUUAUAGGGUAGCCAUAAGAUGCCAGGAAGAUUGUGGGAGUUGGCUAGAGUGUAUGUACCCUGAUCAAACUGGAGAAGCUUAGUAGGGUGGUAAGGAAAUGUGAGGAUGGUAAACUUGGUGAUGCAAAACUAAAUAACAUUUUUUACAACAAAAUGAGAAAUGGUGGAGAAAUGUUUCUAAAACACUGUAUUCCACUACAGGGAAACAUACAGUGGGAAAUAUGUACCUAGAAAACACACACACACACACACACACUCUGCAAUUUUAUUUUGUUCUCUUCUACGUAGAUUCUUAUACCAUGCUCAUCAUUGCAGUAUCUGAGCGCACAUUUGUUGUAGAGGUCUCUAGAACACCAGAUAAGUUGUAGUUAGUGCUGAUGUACCUAAAACACACAUACUCCUAGAAUGUAUACUUAUUAAAGAUGUACUGAAGGUAAGAUUUUCAAAACUGGGAGCUAGAUGCACAAAGGAACUUAGAUCCUCCCGCUCCCCU